Scutellospora calospora is the source of this 1338-nucleotide messenger RNA. Lineage: Eukaryota; Fungi; Glomeromycota; Glomeromycetes; Diversisporales; Gigasporaceae. The record is from the annotation of a GenBank genome assembly.
AUGUCGUUUCCAGAAGUGAUAGUCAUUCUUCUAAACAUAUCAAAGGCAAUGUUGGCACCGGCGAACCAACUUGAUUCAAAGUUGAAGUGCGCUAUAACAGGAGUAAUUCACUUUUUAAAACUCUGUCCGUGGCAAACAAUUUCAUUUGUCACUUUCGCGUCGCGAUGUAAAAUUCUACAAGAAUUUACUAAUGAUCAUACCUUAUUAACCGAAGUUUUAAAUAAGUGGGAGUUUCAUUCGGACGACCCUUCUGGAGAAAUACGUGUGGCUUUGGAAUUCUCAGAAAAUUAUGUAAUUGAAAAGUUCGGUUCUGGCCAGGCGUGUCAAUUUAUUGUAAUUACAGAUGGCCUAAUGUCACAAGCGGAUGAAGUUAGCAAAGAUGAGCAUUCAAAACAAACUAGCCAUACAUUGCAAAGGUAUAAAAAACUCUUAAACAGACAUCUACCAUCUAGAGUUACUAAAAAUCAUCCUGAAGGUGAAUUUACUCUCGAAAAAGAAGGCGCAUUUUAUUUCUUAAUAUAUCCUCACACUACGUAUAAAAUUACGAAUGCUAUUAACGUGAUUGCAGAAAAAUACCUUAUACCAUAUAAGGGUUUCCUCUCGCUUGGAAAAAUAAUCAUGUCAAUACAUGUAUAUCCUAUCAUCCAUAUCGACGAUGAUGAUUCAUUACAAGGGGAGUCUACUUAUUUGCGAUUUUGGAUGUUUUUGAAUGACGAAACUAAUGAAAAUGGGUGUAAUAAUGAAUACUUUCAUGUCUUAAGCUCAUCGCUGAGAAAGGAAAAUCGGGUAGCAGUCGUUUGGUUGCAAAAUAAUACCUAUGCCACCAUAGAAGCACCCAAUUCUGAGUCAUAUUUUUUUUAUUUCACAAUGUAUUCUCAUGAGAGCGCAAGAAAUUUGUUGACGCCAUCCCCGAUGCCCAUAAACCCACAGUCAAAAAGUUAUUUAUCUAACAACGUCGAAUUGCCUAAAACAGAGUUUGUUGAGUCAUUGCUGAACAAAAUUCCAAGAUAUGUUGCAAAUCUGCCAAAUGAGACUGCAAAAUUAACAACAGUUAUUCAGCAAAUAGCGAGAAUCACUGAUAUGUUUUGCUAUAUGCCUCUUCGAGAAAAAGUAAUCGAAAACUUACAAGAUCUACGGAUUCAAUCACCAGAAGCCGAAAACCGUGCAAUCCUUACGCAAUGUUUACAAUUAUUAGGUGAUACCGAUUUAGAAGAUGAUGAUGAUGAAAUUGAAGCAAUGGAUUAUGAAGAAGAAAGGGAAGAUCCUGAGGAUUAUGAGGAUCAUAAAGAUGAGGAACGGAGUAAUACUAGGAUCUCACUCAAUGAUUUGUUGAAUUGA